Messenger RNA from Polistes dominula (European paper wasp), 1304 nucleotides. RefSeq names its product snurportin-1 (gene Snup). Gene Ontology annotation, biological process: snRNA import into nucleus. The record is from RefSeq and is a predicted model, not a curated record. Gene Ontology annotation, cellular component: nucleus; cytoplasm. NCBI's taxonomy places the organism in Eukaryota, Metazoa, Arthropoda, Insecta, Hymenoptera, Vespidae.
UUAAUGAUUUUAUAUUAUAUUAUAUAUAAUAUAAAAUCAUAUAAAAAAAAAAAUAACCAAGUUUUGUUUUUACCAACUGAAUACGGUUCUACACCAAAAUAAAGUUAAAAUUACUUAUUGAUCCACCAGAUGACGUUUCAGUCUACGGUCCUAUAUUGCUCUCUCUUCAUUCGAUCUAUAACUUUCUUCAUUCUUCGCCUGAUUAAAAUACAUUUAUUUAUAUGAUUCAAGUAUGUACAGUGGUGCAAUAAAGUUAUAGGUUAUACAGUAUUAUUAUAUAUAUUAUAUUACAAUUAAUUAUUUUAAAAACGUGAAACACAACUAUGGCAUCAAUAGAUAUUAAUCUAGAAAAUGUUAACAGAAAACAAUGUAAAAAUAUACGAUCUGUGUUUUACAAGAAACCAAUUAAAAAAUGUAAUUAUAACUUAGAUGUUGACAAUGUUUAUAAUCCUCAAGAACUUAGACGACAGCAACUUUUAGAAAUUCAAAAAAAAAUGGAUGUUCGAAGCACCUCAAGAUAUUCUGGAAAAAUGGAUGGUAGUUCCUUGUCCUGAAGGCAAAAGAACUUUACUAAUUGCUCACAAAAAUAAAACAAAAGCUUUUAACAAACGUGGUAUCAGAUUGGGAAAAUUUCAAUCUGCGCUGCCAGGAGGAAGUUCCAAUGAACAUAGUAGUCGUUGCACUAUUUUGGAUUGCAUAUGGAUAGAAAGUCGAAAAACAUAUUAUGUUUUGGAUGUACUGGCUUGGUCUAAUCAGUCCCUUAUAAAUUGUGAUACAGAGUUUCGAUUUUUUUGGUUAAUAUCAAAAUUUCAAGAAAUACAAGAAUUACAAAGAGGUGAUACCUAUAACAAUAGAUAUCCUAUUUUAUUACUUCCACAUAUAAAUUUUGAUUGCAAUCUAGAAUCAUCGUUAGGAAAUUUAAAUGAAUUAACACCAUUAGAUGGAUUAUUAUUUUAUCAUCGUGAUGGAUUAUACACUAAAGGUCGUACACCUCUUGUAACAUGGUUGAAACUUUUUAUGUUACCUGAAAUACUUGGAAUAUCUUUACCUCCAUUUGACGAGAAACCUGAUGGUUAUGUAGAUAUCAGACAAUAUUUAUUGAAUCUCAAAGAAAAGAAAAAUAAUUCAAAAUCACAGAUAACUAGUAUGGAUAUUGUAGACGAGGAAGUUGAAAUGACAUAAGUUUUACCUUAAACAUAAUAGAUGACUGAAAAGAUAAACAAUAUGAAUGUAAAUGGUUAUUAUAUAAUUGAAUAUUUAUGAACAAUUUAUCUAUACAAUAUUAAAAAGAAAUAUAUAUAUAU